Sphenostylis stenocarpa is the source of this 1053-nucleotide messenger RNA. The record is from the annotation of a GenBank genome assembly. NCBI's taxonomy places the organism in Eukaryota, Viridiplantae, Streptophyta, Magnoliopsida, Fabales, Fabaceae.
AUGGGAUUAAGAAUUGGUGGUUCCUCCUAUUCAACAUUUUCUCUGCAACGUUCGCUUCUUCCUCCAUUGACAACAGUAACCACUUUCACACGUGACUGGAGGAGAAGGAGGAGUACCUGCAUACGAUGUUUUUCGGUAUCUUAUCACAAGUUUGUUGACUUUGCUUUGGAUGAAACCAGACGCCACACUCACUUGACCUCUUCGCCUUUGCAGGAAAAGUUCAGUUUCAUGAAUUCUAAGGAUGGUAAAGGAAGGCUUAGUAUGAUAUCAUUUCAAGGUGCCAAAAUUAGGCUUCUACGAAGUUUGAUCAUCGAGACAGAAACAAUGCAGGUUUUGGAUUUUGCUGUCUUUCCUGAAGCAGAAUAUGAUGUCCCCAUAUUUUGUGCAAACUUUUUCACCUCUGCUAAAACAAAUAUUGUCGUGUUGGACCUUAACCCCUUGCAUGAUAUCAUCAAUCAACAUGAGUACAAGGAUAAGUACUUUAAAAGCUUAAUUCCUCUUGGCCUUAAAUAUACUGAGCUUUUUCCAUGGGGAGGGAAGCUCUCAAGUGAGUCUAUAAAAUUUUUUUCACCAAUUGUCAUCUGGACAAAGUUUACCUCAAACCCACAAAAAUAUGAUAUUCUGUAUUCCGCAUUUAGGGAGUAUUACAAGGUAUGGUUGGAAUUGAUAUGCAAAUCAGUUAAAGAGACAGAUGAAUCUCAGACUGUGCUCAAUAUCGAAGCACAACAUAGAUAUUUAACAUGGAGAGCUGUGAAGGAUCCAGGACAAGGUGUAUUGAAGAAGUUGAUUGGGGAUACACUUGCCAAGGAUUUGUUGAGAAGCUUUCUCUUCAAUGGAGUUGAUGAACUAGGAAGCAAAACAUUCAAUGAUUAUUUUCCACACUACUGCACUGAAGAGGGAACGUUAAAUAAAAAGAGUAAUAUUGUUGGGAAGUCCUUUGAUAAUCGUCCAUGGAAUGCUAGAGGAGAGUUUCUUGGUAAACCAAUUUUGGAAUUGGGUUUUAUUUAUCUAAUUACUGUUUUCUUUGCAUUUAUGUUUCCUGUCUUGUGCUAG